Emericellopsis cladophorae is the source of this 1500-nucleotide messenger RNA. RefSeq names its product UDP-N-acetylglucosamine pyrophosphorylase. Bases 1 to 1500 code for a protein of 499 amino acids. The transcript has 2 exons. Gene Ontology annotation, molecular function: UDP-N-acetylglucosamine diphosphorylase activity. Gene Ontology annotation, biological process: UDP-N-acetylglucosamine biosynthetic process. The record is from RefSeq and is a predicted model, not a curated record. NCBI's taxonomy places the organism in Eukaryota, Fungi, Ascomycota, Sordariomycetes, Hypocreales, Bionectriaceae.
AUGGACAAGAUCAAGGAGAAGCUUCACAUUGGGUCCAAGGGCCAAGCCGCCGGGCGCAAGCCCCCCACCGACACGGAGCUCGCCCAGCUCAAGGACAAGUUCACCGCCGCCAAGCAGGACCAGGUCUUCACCUUUUACGACGCCCUCCCCGACAGCGAAAAGGUAGCCCUGUACCACCAGCUCGCCACCAUCGACCCGGACCACGUCAACGCCAUCACAGACCGUGCCCUCCACCCGCCCCCGAAAGACGACAGCCAGCAGGAUGUCCUCGAGCCCCUCCCCGAGUCCGCGACCGCCAGCAUCCUCGACUCGGACGCCGCCGAUAUCGACAAGUGGUACAAGUCCGGCCUCGAGCUCAUUGGCAAGGGCCAGGUCGCCGUCGUCCUCAUGGCCGGCGGCCAGGGCACCCGUCUCGGCUCCUCCGCCCCCAAGGGCUGCUUCGACAUUGGCCUGCCCUCCCACAAGUCCCUCUUCCAGAUCCAGGCCGAGCGUAUCCGCAAGAUGCAGUCCCUGUCCAGCAACGGCGCCGCCGUCGUGCCCUGGUAUGUCAUGACCAGCGGGCCGACGCGCGGGCCCACCGAGGCCUUCUUCGAGGAGCACAAGUACUUUGGCCUCGACCCGGCCAACGUCAAGAUCUUUGAGCAGGGCGUCCUGCCCUGCAUCUCCAACGACGGCAAGAUCCUCCUCGAGUCCAAGGGCAAGGUGGCCGUCGCCCCCGACGGCAACGGCGGCCUCUACAACGCCCUCGUCCUCUCGGGCGUGCUCGAGGACAUGCGCCGCCGCGGCGUCCAGCACGUCCACGCCUACUGCGUCGACAAUUGCCUCGUCAAGGUGGCCGACCCCGUCUUUAUCGGCUUCAGCGCCAGCAAGGACGUCGACAUUGCCACAAAGGUCGUCCGCAAGCGCAGCGCCACCGAGUCCGUCGGCCUCAUCCUCGCCAAGAACGGCAAGCCCGACGUUGUCGAGUACUCGGAGAUUGACCAGGCCACCGCCGAGGCCCGCGACCCAAGAAACCCAGACGUCCUCCGCUUCCGCGCCGCCAACAUUGUCAACCACUACUACUCCCUCCGCUUCCUCGAGUCCAUCCCCUCGUGGGCGCACAAGCUGCCCCACCACGUCGCCAAGAAGAAGAUCCCCGCCGCCGACCUGCAGACCGGCGAGACCGUCAAGCCCGAGAAACCCAACGGCAUCAAGCUCGAGCAGUUUGUCUUUGAUGUCUUCCCCAUGCUGUCCCUCGACAAGUUUGCCUGCCUCGAGGUCCGCCGCGAGGACGAGUUCUCCCCGCUCAAGAACGCCCGCGGCACCGGCGAGGACGACCCGGACACCAGCAAGCAGGACAUUAUGGGCCAGGGCCAGCGCUGGGUCGAAAAGGCCGGUGCGGUCGUGGAGCAGGACGGCGGCGUCGAGGUGUCGCCCUUGAUGAGCUACGGCGGCGAGGGUCUGGAGAAGCUCAGCGACACCAAGAUUGCCGCGCCAGCGGUUCUCGAGAUGGAGAAGUAG